This is a messenger RNA of Manis pentadactyla (Chinese pangolin), 1310 nucleotides long. Its product is annotated as olfactory receptor 2T29-like. The transcript has a single exon. The record is from RefSeq and is a predicted model, not a curated record. Gene Ontology annotation, biological process: G protein-coupled receptor signaling pathway. Lineage: Eukaryota; Metazoa; Chordata; Mammalia; Pholidota; Manidae. Gene Ontology annotation, cellular component: membrane. Gene Ontology annotation, molecular function: G protein-coupled receptor activity; olfactory receptor activity. The coding region runs from base 1 to 963 and encodes 320 amino acids.
AUGGAGGACACCACCUGGAAGGCCAACCACUCAGGAAGGUCAGAGUUCAUCCUGGUGGGAAUCUUCAGUCAGUCCAAACACCCAGCUCUCCUUUGUGUGGUCAUUUUUGUGGUUUUCCUGAUGGCCUUGUCUGGAAACACCAUCCUGAUCCUUCUCAUAUACUCUAAUGUCCGCCUCCACACCCCCAUGUACUUUUUCAUCAGCCAGUUGUCUCUCAUGGACGUGACGUACAUUUCUGUCACUGUGCCUAAGAUGCUCAUGGACCGGGUCACAGGUGUGAACACGAUCUCAGCCCCCGGAUGUGGGAUGCAGAUGUUCCUCUAUUUGACACUGGCAGGUUCAGAAUGUUUCCUCCUGGCCUCCAUGGCCUAUGACCGCUAUGCAGCCAUCUGCCAUCCUCUCCGUUACCCUGUCCUCAUGAACCACAGGGUGUGUGUCCUCCUGGCAUCUGGCUGCUGGCUCCUGGGAUCAGUGGAUGGCUUCUUGUUCACUCCCAUCACCAUGACCUUUCCCUUCUGUGGAUCCUGGGAGAUCCAUCAUUUCUUCUGUGAAUUUCCUGCUGUAUUGACGCUCUCCUGCUCAGACACCUCCAUGUAUGAGACAUUCAUGUACCUCUGCUGUGUCCUCAUGCUGCUCAUCCCUGUGACUGUCAUUUCAGGAUCUUACUAUUUUAUCCUCCUUACCAUCCACAAGAUGAACUCAGCAAAAGGCCAGAAGAAGGCCUUUGCCACCUGCUCCUCCCACAUGACUGUGGUCACCCUCUUCUAUGGGGCUGCCAUGUACAAUUACAUGCUCCCCAGCUCCUACCACACCCCUGAGAAGGACAUGGUGGUGUCUGUCUUUUACACCAUACUCACUCCUGUGCUAAACCCUUUGAUCUACAGUCUAAGAAAUAAGGAUAUUAUGGUGGCUCUGAAGAAAAUGUUGAAUGUGGGACCUGUCUUUCAAGAAACCAUGAAGUAGGAAUGUUUGAUAUUAAUGUGCUAAGUAUUCUGUCUACACAUCAUAAGUUUAGAAACUUAUAGCAGAAUUAUUAUUUAGACUUUUAUAAUUUUCACACGUCUUUUUAGAAUUGUUUCCAUAUAGUAGAAAACUCUACAAUUUAUAACACUUCUCUAUUCAAAAUGGAUUAUACAAUCCUUAUUUGUGUUACAUUUACUGUGUUGAUAACUGCACUAACUGUAGAAGAAUAUCCAUAUUAGAAAUAUAUGACAAAAAUAUUUAGAGGAAAAAUAUGAGAAACUACGAUAUUGAAUUAAUGAUAGAGAGGGGAUGAGAGAGAGGGAAGUGAUAAAGCAAAAAAGGUAGAA